GCAAAAAAGCACCACACACAUCUCUAUCUUCCUUCUUUCCACUUCACUUCACAAAGCUACCACCAAAGCUAUUAAAAUCAAAGAAUUUCACUUUUUUUAAAGCUUAUUGUUUCAUUUUAAAAUGGCUGGUUUUUCAAGAAAUGUGUUUUCUUCUUCAAUAGUAGUUGUUGUUUUUUUACUUGGGUUGAGCUUGACAGAAGCAAGAGACCAUUUGGUUGGUGGAAAAACUGAUUCUUGGAAAGUACCAUCUUCUGAAUCAGAUUCACUCAAUCAUUGGGCUGAAAAAUCUAGAUUUCUCAUUGGUGAUUCUCUUGUGUGGAAGUAUGAUGGAAAAAGUGACUCAGUUUUGGAAGUGAGCAAGAGAGACUAUGUGAAAUGCAACACUUCAAGUCCAAUAGCAGUGCACAAUGAUGGCAACACCAAGAUAGUAUUGGAACAUUCAGGAGCAUACUAUUUCAUUAGUGGAGCAAAAGGGCAUUGUGAACAAGGCCAAAAAUUAAUUGUUGUGACCUUAUCUGAGAAGCACAACAUGAGGGGAUUUAUGGGUGCACCUGCACCUUCUCCAGCUGAAUUUGAAAGUGCCAUUGCUCCUACUAGCAAUGCUGAUACCUUGAAGGCUAGUUUAGUUGUGGCUCUUGGGGUUUUAAUUGGGUUUUUGUUUUGAAGUGAAAAAAGUUUUAUAGUCAUUUUUAUGGGAUUUUGGUUGAUAGAGAUAGAAAUGUUGUGAGGAGAAAGGAGGAAUUUGGCCUUCUUAGUCAUUCUCCUUGGUUUUGAUAUUCUUUGAUUCAAUUUGUUCUUUACCAUUCCAUUCCAUCUAA
Lycium barbarum (goji berry) is the source of this 818-nucleotide messenger RNA. RefSeq names its product early nodulin-like protein 15. The transcript is spliced from 2 exons. Gene Ontology annotation, molecular function: electron transfer activity. Lineage: Eukaryota; Viridiplantae; Streptophyta; Magnoliopsida; Solanales; Solanaceae. Gene Ontology annotation, cellular component: plasma membrane. The record is from RefSeq and is a predicted model, not a curated record. Bases 122 to 664 code for a protein of 180 amino acids.